This is a messenger RNA of Balearica regulorum gibbericeps (East African grey crowned-crane), 969 nucleotides long. The record is from RefSeq and is a predicted model, not a curated record. Lineage: Eukaryota; Metazoa; Chordata; Aves; Gruiformes; Gruidae.
AAGCUGCUGGCCGAGUGCCAGGACCAGCAGUGGUGCCAGUUCUCGGUGCACAGCCAAGUCUUUGGGCCGGACCCGUGCCCUGGGACACACAAGUACCUCAUCACUUCCUACAAGUGCCGGCCAGGGAACCAUCGGGUCAAGACCGUGUGUGAGAACGACAAGCUGAGGCUGCAGUGUCGACCAAAAUCCAUCCUGGCCAUUUAUUCUGCAAAUUAUGGACGAUUCCUGCGGGGCAAACCAGAGUGCGAUGCUUUGAACACUGGGGGACCCCAUAUAGAGUGCUUGGCUCCAGAUGCCCUGCGGAGGGUCUCCAAGAAGUGCCACCGCAAGAGAAACUGCACCGUGGCUGCUGACCAGGCCACCUUUGGGGACCCGUGCCUCCCCGGCAUGAAGAAACAGCUGCGAGUCUCCUACACCUGUGUGCCCAAGCAGCUGCUGGAGGAGGUGGGCCCUGACACCUCGGACCCCUUCCUGCUCUCCGACUACAUGCACGGUGGCUGGUACAAAGGGCCCAGGUUCUCCAGGCUCCGGGAAGACCAGAUGAUUUUUACUAGCUCUCUGGCAGCUUUUGCCCACCUUUGGGGCGUCCCAGAGAAAGUUGGCCUCUACUUUCUUUGCGGGGUCUCUGGAGGCCUCCUGCUCCUGCUGUGCAUCAUCAGCCCGAAAACGACCUUCCUCCAGGAGGUGGGGGAGGCUCUCAAAGACCCGGAGGUGGGGAGCAGCUCGGAGCUGAGCAGGACAAAGCUGCGAGAUGAGCAGGAUGAAGACCUUCCUGAUGACAGCUCCUCGGACUCCUCCUUCCGCCGCCUCACCCACACCUACCGGGCCACCGACAGCAUCUUUGGCCCAGAGCUGACGGCAGCCAUGGAGGGAGCAGUGGAGCACCGGGGCCGUGGCGGGGAGGAGAUCUGGAUGCCCAAGGAGUCGAGCCCAUACGCCAUCCACAAGAUCAAAUCGGCCACCAAAUAA